CCCUGGCGUUCUACCCUUCGGCGCGUGUUCGCGUUUCCAGCUUUGAGUGGUUGUCCCAGCGCCGGCUGUCAUCACCCAUGGCUCAGCAGCCGCUGCGUCUUUUGGCUUGUGGCGAUGUUGAAGGGAAGUUUGAUGUUUUAUUCAAUAGAGUUCGAACAGUUCAGAAGAAGAGUGGGAACUUUGACCUGCUGUUGUGUGUAGGAAAUUUCUUUGGCUCUACCCAAGAUGCCGAGUGGGAGGAAUAUAAGACUGGCCACAAGAAAGCUCCUAUUCAGACAUAUGUUCUUGGUGCCAACAACCAGGAGACAGUGCAGUAUUUCCAGGAUGCUGAUGGGUGUGAAUUAGCUGAAAACAUCACUUACCUGGGUCGAAAAGGUGUCUUCACUGGAAGCUCGGGGCUGCAGAUUGCGUAUCUCAGUGGGACAGAGUCCUUAGAUGAACCAGUCCCAAGUUACAGUUUUAGUCCCAAGGACGUGUCUUCUCUGAGAACAAUGCUGUGUUCAGCAUCCCAGUUUAAGGGUGUUGAUAUCUUGCUCACGUCCCCAUGGCCCAAGUAUGUGGGGAGCUUUGGGAAUUCUUCUGGAGAAGUGGAUACCAAAAAAUGUGGCUCAGCUUUGGUCUCCAGUCUUGCUGCAAGCUUGAAACCAAGGUAUCAUUUUGCUGCUUUGGAAAAGUCAUAUUACGAGAGACUUCCGUACCGAAACCAUGUUGUUCUACAAGAAAGCGCGCAGCAUGCCACCCGCUUCAUAGCGCUGGCCAAUGUUGGGAAUCCGGAAAAGAAAAAGUAUCUUUAUGCAUUCAGUAUUGUUCCCAUGAAGCUAAUGGCUGUAGCAGAACUGGUAAAGCAGCCUCCAGAUGUCACUGAGAAUCCUUACCGAGAAUCUGGAAAGGAAGCAGCUGUAGGAAAACAAAUUCCUGCCCCUCAGGAAGAACCUGCCUGUCAAUUCUUCUUCGAUUUGAAUGAAAAGCAGGGAAGGAAGCGGUCAUCCACAGGCAGAGAUAACAAGCCUCCUCAGGCCAAGCAGCCUCGCAGACCUCCUCAGCCUCCAGGACCUUGUUGGUUUUGCCUUGCCAGCCCUGAAGUGGAAAAGCAUUUGGUGGUCAACAUUGGCACACAUUGCUACCUCGCCCUGGCUAAAGGAGGCUUGUCUGAUGACCAUGUCCUCAUCCUGCCUAUUGGACACUACCAGUCAGUUGUGGAGCUCUCAGCAGAGGUGGUGGAAGAAGUGGAGAAGUAUAAGGCUACUCUGAAACGCUUCUUUAAGAGUCGAGGGAAGCGCUGUGUUCUAUUUGAAAGAAACUAUAGGAGCCAUCACCUGCAGCUUCAGGUCAUUCCUGUGCCCCUCAGCUGCUGUGCCACAGAUGACAUUAAAGAGGCCUUCAUCACCCAGGCCCAGGAGCGACAGAUAGAGCUGUUGGAGAUUCCAGAGCACUCAGACAUCAAGCAGAUUGCACAGCCAGGAGCAGCGUAUUUUUAUGUUGAACUCGACACAGGAGAAAAGCUUUUCCACAGAAUUAAAAAGAAUUUUCCUUUGCAAUUUGGAAGGGAGGUGCUGGCCAGUGAAGCCAUCCUCAAUAUUCCUGACAAGGCUGACUGGAGGCAGUGCCAAGUCAGUAAGGAAGAGGAGGAGACCCUGGCUCGCCGCUUCCGGAAAGACUUUGAACCUUUUGACUUCACCCUGGAUGACUAGGCAAAGGGAAGGCACUGUAUGGACGUUGCGGGAAAUUGUUACAGCCUGUUUUUCAAGUGAAACUGCAAUCUCCCGUGGGGGCUGCCUCCCUGCCUCUGUUCCAGAUAUCCCCAUGGAACCUGCUUGCAGCAGCAAGAGACCUAGGAAAGUCACUCUGAGAUGCAACUGUGUGUUAGAAGAAUGUCUGCUACGUAUUUCUAAGAAGAGCUGUGUUUCUUCACAAAUCUUUGAACCUUUGAGGUUGGGUGUAGUUGCUCAUGCCUGUAAUCUCAGAAAUUGAGGAGUUGUAGCAGGAAGAUUGCUGUGAAUUCAAGGCCAGCCUGGUCUACAUAGUGAGUUCCAGGCCAGUCUGGGCUAUUGAUGUGAGACCCAUGCAGACGGAUUUGCUAAAUGGUCUUAUUAAUAAAAACCUGGAGCCAGA
Peromyscus maniculatus bairdii (prairie deer mouse) is the source of this 2112-nucleotide messenger RNA. It is a transcript of the gene Cwf19l1, whose product is annotated as CWF19 like cell cycle control factor 1. Gene Ontology annotation, biological process: mRNA splicing, via spliceosome. Gene Ontology annotation, cellular component: post-mRNA release spliceosomal complex. The record is from RefSeq and is a predicted model, not a curated record. Gene Ontology annotation, molecular function: RNA lariat debranching enzyme activator activity. Lineage: Eukaryota; Metazoa; Chordata; Mammalia; Rodentia; Cricetidae.